AUGACAACCUUACCUGUAUAUUUAAGAAAAAAAAUAUUAUUUUUUCUGUGCGACUAUAUAAAUUUUUCAUUAGAAUACACAGAUUCAAAUCAAACUAGAGAAGAGUUAUUACAGAAAAGGGUUAAUAAAUUAUCACUAUCAUUAGCACUUGUUUGCAAGGAAUGGUUUGAUAUAAUACAGCAUAAUAUAUCAGUAUCAGAGGGUUUUCAAUAUAAAUAUAAUUAUGUAGAUUAUAACUAUCCACUUUCAAAAUAUUUAUUCAAAGAAAUUAAUAAUAAUAAUACAGAAAAUAAUAAUAAUAAAAUAAACUAUUCAAUUAUAAAAUCAGAAAACAUUAAAAUAUUAAAAAUAACUUAUAAUAGUUUAACUGGAUCAGUUCAUUGUAAAGAAAAAACUAUAUACCCAGACGUUAUUGGUAGAGAAAUAAUAAAGAGUUUACCAAAUUUAGAGAAAUUAAUAAUAAAAAGCAUUUCUGGGUUAUUCAUGCAGUGGUCAAACUUAUUUUUUAUAAAUCAAUUAAAAAUAAAUAAAUUAUUAAAUAUAAAUAAUAGUAAUAAUAAUAUUGAUAACAGUAACAAUAAUAUAAAUAAUAAUAAUAAUAAAAUAGAAAUAAUAAUCCAUAAUAAUGAAAUUACCUCAAACACUAAAAAUGAAAAUAUAAAUUCUUUAAAUUCAAAAACUAAUAAUGUCCUAUCGCUAACUAUAAGACCUAGGUCAGAAGAGUCGGUUGUGGUACAUUCUAUAAAGGUAUGGUUUCACAGUUUAAAGGGUCUAAAGCUUGAUGAAGAUACCCAAUUUCCUUUCAGAGAACUAAGUGGUUUUAAUCAAGAUGAUUACGAAACAAACCAACUAAAUUUAGAGUAUCAUCAAUAUUUACCAAGAAAACAAUCAGAGCAUUAUCAAUCGGAAGGAAUCAACUAUUUAAGAAAAAUUGAAGAAUAUAUUUUACCAUUUUCAUAUACAUCAAUUCAAGAUAUUUACUAUUCUUUAAAUUCAUCGACCAAUAUCAAGAGUUUUGAAAUAUCGAUCUGCUUUGAUCAACUUGUGUAUUUUUUAUCGAAUAACAGCGAAAGAAAGUCUUUAUGGUUAAAAAGUUGCCAUUGUAACUCCUUAAUCCAUUGUGAAAGAAUCGGAGAUAGCAAUAUUUCUCAAUCCAUCUUUAACCACUACUGGUCCUCAAUUUGCAGUUUAUUAACAGAAAAAAAUCAAUUAAAAAACUUAACAAUUUCAAACUCUAAUAAAUGCUGCUAUAAUAGAAAUCUUUUUUCACAAUCUUUUUUGGAAUCUUUCAGUUUAAUGGUUUCAAAUAUUCAAAAUCUAGAAAAUCUUAUAAUUUACAAUUGUAUUGAUCCAAUAUUAUCAGAAUGUAUUUUAAAAUAUAACUAUAAUAACCCUUUAAAUAUUAUUUUCGAGUUAAAUCAAUCUGCCCUGCAGAAUUAUGAAAAAACUAUCGAACAAGUGAAAUUAAUAAUAAGUAAUAAUAAAAAUAAAAUAAAUAGCUUCAGACUUUGGGCCUUCCAAUUAUUUCAAAAUCCAGAAACACUAUUAUCUUUUAGUAAUAAUGAAUUUUCAUUUAUAAAAAAAAAACCUGACCACCAACCAAUAAACUCGGUAUUCCUAUCACCCACAAAUGCAACAACAUCCUUUUUGAAUUCUUUAAGGUUAAUAUCUGCUGCUAAAUCGGAAAAUGUAGACAAUAGUACCACAAACCAAAGCAAUAAUACAAAACAAAAUAAAAAAAAAAAUUUCUUCAAAAAAUUUUUCUAA
Messenger RNA from Dictyostelium purpureum, 1767 nucleotides. RefSeq lists its product as uncharacterized. The record is from RefSeq and is a predicted model, not a curated record. NCBI's taxonomy places the organism in Eukaryota, Evosea, Eumycetozoa, Dictyosteliales, Dictyosteliaceae. The transcript has a single exon. Bases 1 to 1767 code for a protein of 588 amino acids.